AUGAAAGAUGAAACUUGUCAAGUUAUGGGAAUCAGUGCCCUUGUUGAAGUCCUCAAAUGGAGGGAUGCUGUUCUUCUAUAUGAGGACACAGAACAUGGGAGAGCCACCAUUCCAUCUUUGGUCAACGCCCUUCAAAAGAAAAAUAUUCAUAUUGCAUAUGAAAGUUUCAUUGCUCCCUCCUCAACAAAUGAAAUAAUUAUUGAAGAGCUACAAAAGCUAAAGGCAUUGAAGACUAAAGUAUUUGUCGUGCAUAUGAUGUCGAAUUUACUUGCUCCGCGCCUUUUCUUGAAUGCAAAAAAGCUAGGAAUGAUGAGUGAAAGUUAUGCUUGGAUUAUGACAUCAUUCAACAUGAACUUCGUGCACUCCAUGGAUUCAACUGUGAUUGAGUCGAUCCAAGGACUGCUAGGUUUCAAAUCUUGCAUUCCAGCAUCAACUAGCCUCCACAAUCUUACUUCAAGACUGAGGAGGAAAUUUUACAAGGAGGAACCUAGUAUCGAAGUGAGGGAGGUAAGUCCAAAUGGAAUUUGGGCAUAUGAUGCAACUUGGGCUCUAGCUGAAGCAGUUGAAAGGGCAAAGAUGAAAAAUUCUACAAGAUCCUCCCAACAUGGAAUUAUGCUUCUCAGAGAAAUAUUGCAAAAGAGAUCUAAGGGUUUAAGUGUGAAAUUGGGAUUCAAGGAACUCGUAGGUGUGCACCAUGAUCUUCAAACCUACAAAACUUAUGUCACUAGCUUUUGUAUAGACGUAUUCAAAGCUGUAAUCGAAGCCUUGCCGUAUAAAGUGCAUUACAAGUUUAUUCCAUUUGAGGAUGCCAAUGGAAAUAUGGCUGGGACUUAUAACGAACUUGUUUACCAAGUCCAUCUCCAGAAAUUCGACGCAGUUGUUGGAGAUACGACAAUCACAUGGAACAAAUCUUUAUAUGUUGAUUUCACUGUACCAUUCACUGACUUAGGCAUGGGAACGUUGGUGCCGAAAGAAGAGGAAACAAUGUGGAUCUUCUUGAAACCUCUUUCAGCAGAUUUGUGGAUAACAAGUGCUGGUUUCUUUAUUCUGACGGGUUUUGUUGUGUGGAUAAUUGAGAAGCCUGUUAACCAAGAAUUCCAAGGCUCACCAUCGCAACAAAUUGGAACAAUAUUUUGGUUCUCCUUCUCGACCCUUGUGUUUGCUCAUAGUAAGCACUUGAUCUCAUUGCUUAGAGUUAGUAUGGCAUCCCUAAGAAAUCUGAAAAUCAAGACUGGUACUUGCAAACGCAUUGUUAAGGAGCUUCAUUCUUAUGAGAAGGAGGUUGAGAGAGAAGCUGCAAAAACAGCAGACAUGAAGGAGAAAGGAGCUGACCCUUAUGACCUGAAGCAACAGGAAAAUGUGCUGGCUGAAUCAAGGAUGAUGCUUCCCGAUUGUCAGAAGCGCUUGGAGGCCUCACUAGCUGACCUUAAAGGAAUCUUGGCUGAAUUAGAAGACGAGUUGAACCAGAAGGAAGGCCCUGAAAUUGAAGAAGCUCGAACCAUUAUUGGAGAAGUUGAUAAGUUAUUUCAGACAACAGAAGCCUAG
Molecule: messenger RNA, 1545 nt
Organism: Prunus armeniaca (apricot)
Lineage: Eukaryota; Viridiplantae; Streptophyta; Magnoliopsida; Rosales; Rosaceae
Source: the annotation of a GenBank genome assembly